Molecule: messenger RNA, 219 nt
Organism: Malassezia pachydermatis
Lineage: Eukaryota; Fungi; Basidiomycota; Malasseziomycetes; Malasseziales; Malasseziaceae
Product: nadh:ubiquinone oxidoreductase
Exons: 3
Coding region: 1-219 (72 amino acids)
Cellular component (GO): mitochondrion
Source: RefSeq, a predicted model, not a curated record
AUGACGGACCACACGGCGUCACUCGAAGAGAGCAACGCGGCGCGCCUGCCACUUGGCUACCGCGACUCGUGCAGCGCGCUGCUGAUCCCGCUGAACAAGUGCCGUCGGAAGACGUUCUACGCGCCGUGGGCCUGUGAAGAGGAGCGCUUCCUCCAGCGCCAGAAGAAGCUGCAAGCGCUUGCCGCUGAAAAGGCCAACGAGGCGGCGGAAGACAUGUAA